AUGGCUUCAUCGACCUCCCACCCCCAAGCAGACACCCUAAUCCGCGCCGGCACAAUCGAAACACUCCAACCCGGCAUGCCACCACAGCGCUCCAUAGCCCUCCUCUCCGGACGUAUAAUUGCCCUCAGCGAGGACUCAGCCGGCUUAGACGACUUCAUCGGCAGCCAAACCCAGAUCAUCGACGUACCAGACUCCACAGUCCUCCCCGCAUUCACAGACACACAUACCCAUCUGAUUCUCGCCGGAUUGACCUACUUCGACGUGCCAGUCAAUGACGUCAAGAGCCUAGAUGAGCUGUUUGCAAGAUUGAAGAAGCGGGCGAGCGAGACGAAAGAGGGGGAGUGGAUUUGUACGGCGACGGAUUGGCUGGAAUAUAAUAUCAAGGAGCAGAGACUGCCAACGUUGAAAGAACUCGAUGCUGUUUCGACCAAACAUCCCAUCAUGGUGAUGAGAGGUGGUCACAACGUUGUCGUCAACUCGGUCGUUGCGAAUCUGCUGAACGUAACAUCCGACACACCCUCACCACCAGGCGGCCUCAUCGGCAAAGAAGCAGACGGAAGUCUAUCCGGUCUCUUCCAAGACUCCGCCACCGUCCCCAUUCUCAAACUAAAACCCUCCACAACCCUCGCAGAAAGAGUCGCAGGACUAGAAGCCGCAAGCCGUGCGUACGCCGCCACGGGAACAGCCUGCGUCCGCGACUGCUACGUCCCGCUCGCCGAUCUAGACGCCCUCAUCGCUACUCACGCAGCCGGGAAACUUCACGUGCGCGUACAUGCCCUCGUACCCGCCGUGGGCAUGACAUGCGCAGAGCAAGUCGAAGGUUUACUCAACAAAAUGGAGUCAUACCGGCACAUGCAAACCGAUCCCUACCUCUCCGUCUGGGGCGUGAAAUUCAUGGUCGACGGCGGCAUGGAAGCAGGCGCCGUAUCCACGCCCUACCUCUCCAUCCCGCCCGGCCGCGAAAAAGACGCGGAUUGCAAUUGUUGCGGCCUCCCUUCCUACCACGGGAUGCUCACGUGGGAGAAACCGGCGCUCGUCGAAGCCAUGACCGCCGUUGUUCGCCGUGGAUGGAAAAUAGGAACACACGCGUAUGGCGACCGUGCUGUCAAGUUGGUACUGGAUGUAUACGAAGAACUCUUGCACCGGUUUCCGUACCUCCAGUCUGGAACUCUGGUAAUGGAACACGGAGGCCUAGUCUCACCUUCUGAACAAAUCCGAGCAGUGAACCUCGGUAUCGCGACGACGAUCCAACACCCGCUUUUGCAUAACGCAGCGGGGGUCCAGGAAGUAUACUGGGGCACGGAGCGCGUAUCCCGCACUUUCCCCGCGCGGACGUGGCUGGAUGCUGGUGCGCUGAUAGCGGGCGGGAGCGACUAUCCUGUUGGUAGUUUUGCGGCUAUGCGGUCGGUUUGGGGGAUGGCGUCAAGAGAGACGGUGAUUGGGGUGAGGGGGGUUGAACAUGCGAUUAGUGUGGAGGAAGCGGUUGCGUUGCAUACGACUAAAGCUGCGGAGCUGCUGAGGGAGGAGGGGGAGAGGGGACGGCUUUUACCGGGGUUUGUGGCGGAUUUGGCGGUUUGGGGGGUUAAUCCGCUGGAGGUGGGGGAUUUGGAGGUGCUGAAAGACAUGAUGCCUAGUCAUAUCUCGGUGGGGAAGAAGUUCGUUAUACUCUAG
Messenger RNA from Alternaria hordeiaustralica, 1671 nucleotides. RefSeq lists its product as uncharacterized. The record is from RefSeq and is a predicted model, not a curated record. Lineage: Eukaryota; Fungi; Ascomycota; Dothideomycetes; Pleosporales; Pleosporaceae. Gene Ontology annotation, molecular function: hydrolase activity, acting on carbon-nitrogen (but not peptide) bonds. The coding region runs from base 1 to 1671 and encodes 556 amino acids. The transcript has a single exon.